Messenger RNA from Nyctereutes procyonoides (raccoon dog), 1864 nucleotides. RefSeq names its product C-type lectin domain containing 20A (gene CLEC20A). Bases 17 to 1864 code for a protein of 615 amino acids. The transcript is spliced from 10 exons. The record is from RefSeq and is a predicted model, not a curated record. Lineage: Eukaryota; Metazoa; Chordata; Mammalia; Carnivora; Canidae.
CCUGCCCACUGCCGUCAUGCUGAUCGGGGGCCUGCUGCCCACCCUCUGCACCGUGGGGCUCCUCCAACUUCUCUCCGCCGCGGGCAGCAUCUUCGACUCUGCCCGACAGCUGAUGAGCAAUGGCAAGAACUUCUCGAGGGUGGAGGUGGAGCUGAGCUGGUCUGAGGCCCUGCAGCACUGCCGGCUGCACCACACGGACCUGGCCGAUCUGCAGAGCAUGAACAGUGUGAGCAGCAUGAGGACCCUCUACUCCCUGACGAGCAGCACCGAGGCGUGGAUCGGCCUCUUCUUCAACACGCGCCUUCGUGGCCUGAGCUGGUCCAGCGGGUCCACCUUCACGGCUCCGGUGUGGAGCUCGCUGCCCGUCUUCCAGGAGGGGGUCUGUGCCACCCUCUACUCCAUCUCCAUUUUCCCCAGCCUGGGGGCCAGCUCGUGCACAGAGCGGAAGCCCUUCAUCUGCUACUACGACCCUGCUGUGGGGCACCGCAUCUUCACGGAGCCUGCUCCCAGCCUGACCACCUCUCCAAAGCCAGCCACGGUGCGCAUCGGCCAACAAACCUUCACACGGUUUGACCAGGAGGUGACGUGGCGGGCGGCGCUGCUGUACUGUCGCAGGCACCACACGGACCUGGCCGACCUGCAGCUUGUCGCGGACCCGGCAGCCAAGGAGGCCCUGAAGUCCAUCACGAGUGAGACCGAGGCCUGGAUUGGCCUCUACUUCAACGCGGCCUCCGGGGCCCUGAGCUGGUCCAGCGACCUGGGGUCCAGCAUCCCCGCCUGGCUCCAGGUGCCCCAGUUGGGGACCGGACUGUGCGCGGGGCUCCGCACCUACGCGCGCUACUCCCCCCGGGUUUAUUCCCUGGACUGCUCUUCCCUGAAACCCUUCAUCUGCUUCUACGACCCCUCCAUCGGGCACCGGGAGUCCGCCGCUCUUUAUCCAUCCUUUAUCGGUCCCUCCUCAGAUGUGACUAUGGAGCCCACGCUCAGGCCAAGUAUAUCCCUGCUUCCUAUUCCAUGUCUAGCCUGGCCCCUGCCUGGCUGCCCCAGGCCCGGCUCACCCCAGUGGGCACUGGGUGGGCAGGGCCAGGCCUGGGAGAACCGCAGGGCCACAGCCGGGCCCGGGAGCCGAGGAGGCCACGCUGGUUCCCUGCUGCUGAUGCCCCACCGGCCAGGUCACCACACACUGCGCAUCCUGCCUCGGCCGCUGGCCACCACCUGUCAGCGUCCUUGUCCCGGGGCCCUGGCCUUGGCAGGGUCCUGGGCACAGGGGCCCCCUCGUGAGCCCUGGUUCCUGCCGCCGAGCUCAGCUCCCCCACCCCAGCCCAGGCCACGCGCCCUGGCGACCCCUAGCCCCGCGGGGAAGGGCCCAGAGCCUGCAGGGGCCAAGAAUCCUGAGGUGAGGGAGUGUCACUGUGAGGACCAGGGUGGUAGCUCACGGGCGCGUGACGAGGUUUGGCCCGACCGAGCUUCCCCGACAGGCUGGCUCCUGCAGCCGCCGUGUGCGGAGCGGGGGCUGCCCACGCCCGGCCCCAGUCUCAGACCACCUUGCUCCCGGCUGUGUGCAGGGACUCCUGCAGCUGUGACCACUGAAGGGACCGGUGGCGACACGGGAAGUACAGCCACCGCCACUCGGGCCCAACAUUUGAGCUCGACGGAACACCCGGAGUCUACAGGAACCGGCCCAACGCCCACAUCAGGGCAACUCUUUGGAAUCCUGAAAGCAGAUUUUACCAUCCCAGCUCUGCUGGACCCACAGGAUAUGAAAGACCAAUUUUUGAAUGAGAUCCAAGAAGUCUUAAAACUUACAUUAGGUCGUGAGCAAUUCAGACUGAAAUGGGUUGGCUUCGAAGUAAACAAAAAAUAG